CCGACGACGUGCCCGCAUAAGCAAGAUGGACGCUUUAGCGUAUGACCCUGAAGACCUCGAGGAACUUCUCUACUUUUCAGGCUCGGAUUCAGAUGAGCACUCCCCAGAGCCCCCACCCGCCUCGUCCACCAUCCUGCCGCCUCUGCACUUCGUGGACAUGCCGUCGCGGUCGCCGUACCUGUCGGCGUCGAAGGUCAGUCAGCUCAGCAAACUGGGCGUGCUCAACAGCCCAUUUGGCAAAUACCCCAAGCAACGCCCUUCUCCUGUGAUCAGUCCUUCUUUACAAGCCAGUCCGCACGGGAAAAAGAAGAUGAAAUCGCCGUCCCCACUUACUCGAUUCGUGCCCGAGAUCAUCCUGCCAACCAACAUGACGUCGCCUUCGAAACUGAUGACGUUUAAAACCAACGACAUCAUCAAGCACGGCGAGCUCAAACUGUACAUGUGCCGCUACACGACCAUCCAGCCGCUGUUUUGCAUCCCUUUUCACGAAACCACGACGCUGCAGGCCUGCCGAAUCCUCAUCGACGAUCUGCUCAUGGUAGACGCCAUCGAGUAUGUCUUCGUCGCGCCUACAGGGAAAUCCAUCGCCGUGUCGGCAGAAGGCCUGUUUCACGCGCAUUGGUUCUACCCCGUCCUGACGAUCUUGGUCACGAGUGUGCUCAACCAAACGAGCCACCACGUCUCGCCUGACAAGCUCCAGCAAACGAUGGCAGCGCUGGACCAGAAAUCGCCCGCGUCCAACGAAAAGCCGUGGAACUUGUCGUACGCUAGCUUUGGCAUGUUCAGCUCCAAGGAGCUGCGGAUGCAGUCGGCGAUUAUACAGUCGCCCAUGAGCAAGAAGAUUCGAAAGCGACAGCAACGAGAUGCACUGCGCGUGUCAUUGGAAAGCCCUUUGAAGUCGUUCGAUGGUGUCGCCGACGCCUUUGAACAUACAAACAACCCCGCAUUGGACCCAGCCACGGUGCACAGCAUUCUAAAACGAAGCAAAUUCGACGUGCUCGAGCAUUUCUCGGACCGCGAAGUGCAGCGCCGAAAGAACCGCCAUAUUAAAAUCCAGCGAAAAGCGCUGCAAACCGCGCUCAACAUUCAAGAAAAGGUGAUCGUGCUGCAGUGCUGGUGGCGCACUAUGCUCAGCUAUCGGGCGCUCCAAGAGAAGAAGCAGGCGCACGUUGCCGCCAUCCGCAUCCAGUCAGUCAUGCGACAGCGUUCGCUGCAGUUGAAGCAACUGCGGGUGCGGAGAAACAGCAUUAGUCUAAACAAGACCCGAAGCAUGAAAAACAGCGCCAACCACUACGUGUUCCAAGCCUUCGAAGGCAACGACAAAGUCGUGGUGAAACUCCAAGCCAUUCAGCGCCGUCGAUUGGUGCAAAAGCAACUUCGUGUAAACCCAGACAAGGCCGAAAAGUACGCCGAGCUGGAACGCCGCCGUGAAAUGGUCCGGAAAUCUCAAGAGAAUUUUGAGCGCGAACGGGCUCUGGCCCAGCUGCGGAAGCUCCACGCCAAAGAAAGAAAAGAGCGCAAAGAACUCAACAAACUGGCGCUGGCCACGAGAAGGGAGCGGGCGGCGGUGGCUGUUCAGACCACGUACAGGCGGUACCGAGCAGGCAAAAUGGUGCUCGUGUUGAGGCGGGAGCGCAAAGCUGCCAUUAAAAUCCAGGCUCAUCUGCGGAAGAACACGGCGCUCACGAGGGUGGAAACGCUGAAGCUGCAAAUGCGAAAGUCGAGUUUGAGCGGUAAUACCACCGACUCGGAGAGCUACCACCCGCGCCUUUUUUGUCGCCGCGUAUGGUUUCGUGGCGCGUAUCACGUCCUCUACAGCUGCUUAUCGAAAGGUCAUUUACUGAUGGUUCUACACUGUAAUGCGAAUGGAAAGCAAGGCGACGCGAUGGCGCUGGAGUGCGCUUUUGACGUAGACGACCUCAAACUCUUUGGACUGCUUCCGAGUACCAUGCUCGUGCGCAUCCACGAACUGGACCGGCUUACAGAAGGAGCUACGAUGGCGCUGAUGCUGUCCAGAGGGCAAUACGUUCUGAACCAGCAGGAUUUCCACAGCUUUCGCAACUUGUCACUGGACGCCCGAACACUACUGCUGCCCAAUCCAGACAUGUACUUUGGUCGGAUGUACCAGCGGUGCAGUGACAGCAACCCAUCCAACGAACUGCUGCGCUGCUUUCGGUACUCCGAGCCCACGCUCAUUUAUUACUUGGCCAAGCGCGUGAAAUUGGGCAUGGCCCACCUGGGUUUUUUUGAAGACAAGGGCGUGCUGUACGUGGAAUGCUACAUCUCUCGAUGGCACAUUUGCAUUUGCGUGGGCUUGCAGUACCAAGAGUGGGCCUUCUCUGGCCACGGCAUCUUGGCGUUGUGCGAUUUGAACCAGAAAAUUGAAAUUUCCAAGCACAUGGGAUCUCGCAUUUCGAUCGGUCACAAUGGCGUGCGGGUGGACGUUCGAAGGCGGUUGUUUCACAUUGCAAAGAAAUUCCGACUCGUGGACGACGGCGUCCCAUCCUCAGCCACGGGGCUCUUCGCAGUGUAUAUAUUGGGCCAAGAAAUGCAGCUGGAAGUGGUGUUUGCCGAUGGGCUGGCUCGGCAGUGCAGCGUGGAUGCAGGCAUGCUGGCGCGCUUGGGGUACAGAAAGCUCCAUCAGAUGGACAUGGACACCGUUAGCAUCUUAAGCCGGCAACUGCUCAGUGGCUUGGUAAUCGUGGACCACAUCGUCCAGUUAAAUCUCUAAGAGUACAAAACACGUCGACCUCUAAAUAACGUUAGUAGUGAAACCAGA
Molecule: messenger RNA, 2779 nt
Organism: Aphanomyces astaci
Lineage: Eukaryota; Oomycota; Saprolegniomycetes; Saprolegniales; Verrucalvaceae
Exons: 15
Coding region: 26-2731 (901 amino acids)
Biological process (GO): establishment of meiotic spindle localization; mitotic cell cycle; spindle organization
Cellular component (GO): spindle pole
Molecular function (GO): protein binding
Source: RefSeq, a predicted model, not a curated record